Molecule: messenger RNA, 1473 nt
Organism: Sarcophilus harrisii (Tasmanian devil)
Lineage: Eukaryota; Metazoa; Chordata; Mammalia; Dasyuromorphia; Dasyuridae
Gene: RNF215
Product: ring finger protein 215
Exons: 9
Coding region: 1-1074 (357 amino acids)
Biological process (GO): ubiquitin-dependent protein catabolic process; Wnt receptor catabolic process; negative regulation of canonical Wnt signaling pathway
Molecular function (GO): frizzled binding; ubiquitin protein ligase activity
Source: RefSeq, a predicted model, not a curated record
AUGGCGGGCCCCGCGCUCCUGCGGCCGGGGCCGCCUCCGCCGCCGCCGCCGCCGCUGCUGCUGCUGCUGUCGGCGCUGCUGCCCCUCGGCCUGGGCCUGGGCCCGGGUGGCCCCGCGUGCGGGGCGCGGGUGGACGUGCGGCUGCGGCGGCCGCAGGCCAGCUACACUCUGCAGGGCGCCCUGCUGGGCGGGCCCCCGCGCCUCGCGCCGCCGCCCGGAGCCGGACUGCAGGGCCGCCUGGUGCUGGUGGGAGACGAGGAGCCCCAGCUUCAGGCCGAUGACGACUGGAUCGGAGUGGUCCCCGUGGGUGAGGAGCAGGGGGAGGCCCAGGGAGCCGGCUCUGAGGAGUCCUUCACCUCCGCCGUGGUCAACAAGAUGAAGCGCGCCCUGGUCCUGGGAGCUUCGGCCCUGCUCAUUCUGGCCCUGAAUCAGAAUGCUGUCCGAGAGCUGGAUGUGUCCCAGGUCCUCUCCAAGCCGGUCAUCGUGGUCCAGAUGUCCGACAACGUCACCAAACUCCUGAGUGCCCUGCUGGGGGGCCUGCAGGCCACGGCCAAGAUCACCUCUCAGGCCGUGCUGCUGGAGAACGUGGGCCUGACACUGACGCUGUGGUCCACCUGUGGCCUGUCGCGGGGAGGGCUCUACGGGGAGUGGCAGGGCGUGAUCUGCCCCGGAGAGAGCGGCUCCAGAGUCCAGAAGUACCUGCAGAAGCUGUGGAACACCAUCCUGCUGGUGGCCUUGCUCCUGUGCACCGGGCUUAUCAUCCAGGCCCGGAGGCAGGCCCGGCGGGGCCCAGCGGAACCCGAGCCCCAGCUGGACUUCAGGCAGCACAUCCUGCGGACGCUCUCGGCCCUAAAAACGCGGCGCUACCACCCGGGGCGCCCGCCCCGGGCCCAUGUGCCCGACAUCCAGACCUGCGCGAUCUGCCUGGACCGGUUCCACAGAAACCAGUGUCUGAGGGUUCUGCCCUGCCUCCAUGAGUUUCACCGGGAAUGCGUGGACCCCUGGCUGCUCCUCCAGCAGACCUGCCCCCUCUGCAAGCACAACAUCCUGGGGAGCUCUUGGGCUGACAGCUAGCCCCGGCCCAGCCCCGGGGGGCUAGGUGGCUGACAAUGCCAUCUUGGAGCGCCCUGGCUCUCUGGGCCCCUGCGGCGGUCUCAGGGACUCCGUGGCUGCUCUGGAAGGUGACCCUCGGCCUUCAUCCAGGAGCGGAGUGCCCAUGCUGCAUCGCCCACGGGGACAGCAGGGGGCGCCCCAGGCCUGGCUCCCCGCCUCUGAGGGGGACAUGUGGGGGUCUCCGUGGGGCCUAGGCCGGCCUGGGGGGGGGCGGCCACCAGAGACGCUCAGGGACCCUCAGCAGCAGCCCUUGCUCCUCCCCGGGGCCUCGUUUCACACUAAUUUAUUAGGGUUACGCCUGGAAGGGCCGGAGGGUGGGCCCGGGCCCCCAUACAGUGUAUAACAUUAAACCUGAGGCAC